AUGCCAACUCUGGAUAUUUCAAAGCUAUACGGGAUCCGCGUCAGAAACGGUUUUUUAAAUUUUCGAUUCUUUAAUUUCUGAUUUUUUUUAUUCUUCAGAUGACGAAACUUUGGAGCCGACUUCGAAAACAAUGCGGUUGAUCGACGCAAUCGAAAUGGCCAUUGGACCGAACGCCUUCUUGGACCUGACCAAAGCCGCAGAAAUCGCACAUUUCGUUCAAAAACUACCGAUCCUUCAUUUUUUCGACAUCAUAUCGGAACGGAAACUUCCAGAAAAAGAACUCCCACUUUCUGUCAGUUUCCGUCACACUCCUCAGAACGUUCUGGUCAAGAAAUGCGAUUAUUAUCCCACUGCUCGAGGAGACAAAACCCUGGCUGAGCAUUACAGGUCACACGACCUGCACCGACUUUCUUAUCCAACUUCCCUCGUCGUUUUCACAAAAACCAUGACCCCAAUUCCUAUCGAAAUUUUGUACAUUCAUUUCUGCGCCGUCCCUCGGCUCGGCUUUCAUGAUUUUUGGCCUCCAGUUGUUGCCGCUCCAGUCAAUCAGGACGUUGAAAGGCCUGGUCGAGUGGCCGUGGUGCCUCUACCUGUAAGACCUGUACCUGUCAGAGGACCUGUUGUGUUUGAACCUGCUCAAAGUGCUUAUGUACCUGGUCGCCAUCCCAACUGA
Caenorhabditis auriculariae is the source of this 673-nucleotide messenger RNA. Lineage: Eukaryota; Metazoa; Nematoda; Chromadorea; Rhabditida; Rhabditidae. The record is from the annotation of a GenBank genome assembly.